Messenger RNA from Rotaria sp. Silwood2, 1668 nucleotides. The record is from the annotation of a GenBank genome assembly. NCBI's taxonomy places the organism in Eukaryota, Metazoa, Rotifera, Eurotatoria, Philodinida, Philodinidae.
AUGUAUGCGUACGAGCAUAAGAGUAGGUUGUUUCUUCAUCGAGUCUUUGGAUAUCGAGGUGUGAUUCUAUUCCCUUGGCUUGCAAGAGUAUUUGAUCGAUGUGAUGGGCGUUCAAAUACAUUACCCCCAAUAAUACAAUCAACAAAAUCAUCACAAUCGAAUAUACAUGAGAUUCGUGCAAAAACAGUUACUUAUUAUCAAGCUUUAAUUGAUACAAGAGAUAUGCCUCAUAUUCGAGCUCAAACAGAAGCUGUUACAUUUUUGGGUAAUCAAGAACGUGAUCGAAAUCUUUAUGCUAUACCAGGUCUUGAUUAUGUUGCACACGAAGAUGUUAUACCAUAUACGAGUACAGAACGAACACCAAUUGAACAUGAAUUAUUUGAUAAAUUUUUAUUACAUGAUUCUGAAGCAACUCCAAAUUUUGUACCACGGGAAUAUUUAAAAUCAUGGCAAGAACGACAUCAUCAUUGGCUUGAAUUAUCUGAUGUAGCAAAAGAUGUAACUCAUCAAAUACGAGUUACUGUUAUUCCAUUUUAUAUGGGAUCUCGCUCAGCUCAAGGUGUAACUGUUCAUUGGUGGCGUUAUUCAAUUCGUAUUGAAAACUUAAAUCCAGAUGAACCAGUUACAUUACGUGAGCGUCAUUGGCGUAUAUUUAGUUUAUCAGGUACAUUAGAAACUGUACGUGGUAAAGGUGUUGUUGGACAUGAACCAAGAUUAUCAAAAGAAUAUCCAGCAUUUCAAUAUUCAUCGCAUAUAUCAUUAUCGGCACCCAGUGGUCAUAUGUGGGGUACAUUUAAAAUGGAAAAAGAUGAUGGAACAUUUAUUGAAGUUCGAAUACCACCUUUUAAUCUUGAAUGUGUGGCUUGGAUAACUGGCAGGUCAGCAAGAAAAUGGUAUCGACAAUUACCACUAGAAAAACGAUCGAUUUUUAUUCAACAUCUUGAUCGACAUAAAUAUAAAUAUAUUGGAAUAUUUGGAACAAUAGGAGCUGCUCUUGCUAUUAAUUAUUAUACUCAUCUUGAAACAUCAUCCAUAACUGGACGAAGACGUUUUAUAAUGAUGAAUGAUGAACAAUUAACAAUUGCAACAAUGUUUUCUAAUCAAAUGUUACCUGAAAACAGUAAACAAACUCAACUUGUAGCUCGAGUAGCAAGACAAAUAAUUGGUGCUAACAUGGAUAUAGGCAAUAUUAGAAACAUAAAAUGGAGUGUUCGAGUUGUUUCAAUUAAUUUUCUUUUUAUAGCUAUAUUUGGAGCAUUUGUUAUCUGGGCUGUCUUUCCAACUGAUUGGACUUCAUUUUGGGUAAAUUAUAUAUUUGAACAUUUAAUAACAUUUACUUCACGUUUACCUUAUUCUCGACUUUUGGAAGAAGAAGCUGAUGAAAUUGGUCUUAUGCUAGCAGCAAAAGCUUGUUUUGAUGUUCGUGAAUCUGUAACUUUUUGGAAAGCAGUUGAUGUAGCUGAAGCUAAUCAAGAAGUUUCAGAAUUUCUUUCUACACAUCCGGCAAAUGCCAAACGUGCUGAAAAUCUUAAUGAAAAACUUCCUUGGGCACUUGAUAUACGUCGUCAAUGUAAAUGUGCUCCAUUACCAGAAAAUAAACCAGUUAGCACACUUAAUCUACCUAAAAAUUCAGACGAAAAAGUAUCAAUCUUUAUUUCAUGUCUAUAA